AAAAAAUUUACAGCUUCAACUAGCUGUACACUGCUCUCAUCAUUUUCCUCUCCGCGUUUCCUCUUCCAUCUGCUCUCUAUAUCUAUAAAAAAAUACUACUAUGUAGCUCUCUCUCUCUCUCUCUCUCCACAUUCAAACUUUGAAAUCAAGAGAGAGAAACAAAACAACCAUGACUCGCCGUCUCCUCUUCCUCCCCCUCCUCCUCCUCUCUCUCCUCUCCACCACCACCGCCGCCCCAACCACAUCCACCGCCGCCCCAGCGCCGGCACCGCCGGCCUCCGACUCCUGCAACGGCAUAUUCCUCUCCUACCUCUACAACGGCGGCGUCCAGCUCCACCCGACCCUAAAAUCCCACCCGACCCAACAACCCUACAGCUUCAAAUCCACCCUAACCAUACUCAACAACGGCCUCGACCCUUUGAAAUCGUGGAUGGUAUUCGUGGGGUUUCAGCACGGCGAGUACUUGGUCUCUGCUUCCAAUGCUGUCUUAGCCAACGGGAAUAGCAUACCUGGGUCUGUAGCAAACGGCACCGUUUUCGCCGGGUACCCGAGUACUGAUCUGAUGACUGCUAUUCAGACGGCUGGGGACACCACCCAGACGUCGGCCCAGAUUGAUCUGGUGGGUACCCAGUUCGGUGUCGGGUCGCCCGAUGUCCCUAUGCCUACUAAUAUCACGCUUGCUAAUGAUGGCUGGCUUUGUCCCGCACCAACUAUGCAAGGGACAAGUCAAAUGCAAGUAUGCUGUACUGAAGACCCAACCUUGAAAAAUAAUAUCACCACAGCUGAUGAAUUUCUGCCACGCCAAAAUGGUGAUCUUACGAUAAUGUAUGAUGUGAUCAAUACAUAUGACUCAAAUUACUUGGCUCAGGUCACAAUCUCAAACAAUAAUCCCCUUGGCCGCCUUGAUAACUGGAAAUUAAGUUGGGAUUGGAUGAGAGAGGAGUUCAUUUAUGCCAUGAAAGGUGCUUAUCCUGAAGUUCUUGAUACGACAGAGUGCCUCUAUGGUAAACAAGGUGUAUACUACCAGAACUUGGACUUUUCAACUGUAUUGAAUUGUCAAACAAGGCCAACUAUAGUCGACCUCCCUCCAAAUUUGGUCAACAAUACUAACUUAGGAUCAAUACCCUUUUGUUGCCGAAACGGUACAAUCUUGCCUCCGUCGAUGGACCCGAGCAAAUCCACUUCUGUUUUCCAGAUCAACGUAUACAAAAUGCCGCCGGAUCUCAACCGCUCUGAGCUCACCCCACCCCAGAACUGGCAGAUCAAUGGCACCCUUAACCCAAAUUACCAAUGUGGGCCCCCAUUACAGGUGAGCCCUAGCCUGUUCCCAGACCCCAAUGGGUCCCCAUCAGAUAAAACUGCAUUUGCCAGCUGGCAGGUGGUUUGUAAUAUCACAGAGCCUAAGGGAGUGAAGCCCAAAUGUUGCGUCUCAUUUUCUGCUUAUUACAAUGAAUCCAUAAUCCCUUGCAAUACAUGUGCUUGUGGGUGUCCUAGUCCUUCCAGUACUACUUGUAGUGCUACUGCUCCAGCUCUUCUUCUUCCAGCUCAGGCAAUUCUUGUACCUUUUGAUAAUCGGACCGCUCUCGCAAAUGCUUGGGCCGAGCUCAACCAUUUUGCAACGCCCAACCCAUUACCCUGUGGAGAUAACUGUGGUGUGAGCAUCAAUUGGCAUUUGUACACAGACUACACUAAGGGAUGGACCGCAAGGAUCACGAUCUUCAAUUGGGAUGGCGAGCCGUUUGUUGAUUGGUUCACCGCGGUGGAAUUGGACAAGGCAGCCCCUGGUUUCGAAAAGGUGUAUUCAUUUAACGGGACUAAGUUAAGUGGUGUUGACAAUAAUACGAUAUUCAUGCAGGGGCUUCCAGGGCUGAACUAUCUCGUGGCAGAAACGCCCGGAGCGGAUCCACAGAAGGAUCCUAGCGUCCCCGGUAAGCAACAGUCUGUGAUUUCAUUUACGAAGAAACAGACCCCUGGAAUCAAUGUGGUCGGUGGGGAUGGGUUCCCCUCUAAAGUAUAUUUCAAUGGGGACGAAUGCUCGCUUCCUACAGUACUUCCGUCAGGUAGUGCUUAUGGGAAGGGGUCAAAUAUUAGCAUUUCGGUGCUCCUAGCAGUCGUAGUAGCAUUCUUGUUAAUGCAGUGGUAGUAUCGGAUGAGGCUCAACUACUUCAGUAACUUUGAUGACUCUCCCCUGGAAAGUAUGGCUCUCAUGAUUUUACCAGAAACACAAGUUUGGCCGUGCAGAAGGUUCUGACACUCGAUUCGGUUUGUUGAUUGCUGUUGCCCUGUAGAUUAUGUUGGGGGAAUAUCAGAGUUCCAUUUCUUUUAUCAGAUGUUAUAUCAUGGCAUGACAGUAUAGAGUUCAGCUUUUGUGUAUACAGCAUUGGACUGAGAAACUUAUCAGUAUAUUCUUUUUGAU
Rhododendron vialii is the source of this 2416-nucleotide messenger RNA. RefSeq names its product COBRA-like protein 7. Gene Ontology annotation, biological process: cellulose microfibril organization. Lineage: Eukaryota; Viridiplantae; Streptophyta; Magnoliopsida; Ericales; Ericaceae. Bases 170 to 2143 code for a protein of 657 amino acids. The transcript has 2 exons. The record is from RefSeq and is a predicted model, not a curated record. Gene Ontology annotation, cellular component: membrane.